This is a messenger RNA of Cornus florida, 928 nucleotides long. Its product is annotated as large ribosomal subunit protein P2-like. Gene Ontology annotation, cellular component: ribosome; cytosolic large ribosomal subunit. Gene Ontology annotation, biological process: cytoplasmic translational elongation. The coding region runs from base 254 to 589 and encodes 111 amino acids. Gene Ontology annotation, molecular function: structural constituent of ribosome. The record is from RefSeq and is a predicted model, not a curated record. The transcript has 3 exons. NCBI's taxonomy places the organism in Eukaryota, Viridiplantae, Streptophyta, Magnoliopsida, Cornales, Cornaceae.
ACCAUUACCCUAUUUUGUAGCAUAACCUCGAGCUUUCUUCUUAAUAAAACCCUAGAAGCGGCCUCAAGCGCUCAUAUCCGACAUUCAGGGUAUUUUUUUUUAAUUUUUUUGGUACUAUCAUCUAUGCCUCCGGGUUUUUAAUCUCCUAAGCAAUAUACAUUUAUAUUUAUAUUUAUAUUUGUAUUUAUAUUUGUAUACGUAUCUAUUAUACAUGUAUUCUGUAUUCUGAUUUUGCAAUGUGUUUUGAGUAAAGAUGAAGGUGAUCGCUGCGUAUUUGCUCGCUGUGCUGGGAGGCAACACCAAUCCAUCGGCUGAUGAUUUGAAAAAUAUUCUCGGUUCAGUUGGCGCUGAGGCUGAUGACAAUAUGAUUAAAUUACUAUUGUCCGAAGUUGCGGGGAAAGACAUCACUGAACUUAUUGCUUCUGGAAGGGAGAAGUUGGCUUCAGUUCCCUCUGGUGGUGGUGGUGCUGCUGCUGGGGGUGGUGCUGCUGCUGCUGCUGCACCUGCUGCUGCUGAGCCAAAGAAAGAGGAGAAAGUGGAGGAAAAGGAGGAGUCUGAUGAAGAUCUGGGAUUCGGUCUCUUUGACUAAGGAGUUGCGACCAAUCUGUCCACCUGCAGCCUUCAGUUUUUUAGUUGUUGGUGGUAGUUUUAGUUCGAAACUCUGUUCACUUGAUUAAUUGGGGGAAUCGUUUGAAGGAAUGAAUUUUUUUUAAUUUUUUUUAAUUUUGGCGGAACGUUUAUUUUUGUGGUAAGUUUGGAUCGAAAGUUUAUUAGUAUUCACAGAUUAUUGAAAUUUGUUGUCACUGUGACAGUUACUUGAAUUUCUAGCACAAUUUGUGAUGUGUGUUUUGGUGGGAAACAUUGCCUAUAAUUGAAAUUCUUUAUUUCAUAAACAUUAUGACCAUUACUGCACUAGUUUAAGAUAACC